GCAUGCUGAAUUCGUACCCAGAAGCCCCGGUUUGCAUUGGAUCUGUCUUUGUUGGGACAACCCACAUGUUGAACGAGGAUCACUCCAGACAAAUCGUGGUGAAUAAGCUGUUCGUCAAUCCCCUGGGAUACGGCGGACUGGAUGCCAGUGGGCGCUUCAGCUUUCUGUCAAUUCAGAUGAAUUCAGAUUACCGAUCCUGCUGUCUUUUUUUGACUGUUGCAAUUUGGAACGAGCUGACGGUGACGCCACUUGCAUCAGCAUUGCAUCGUGCUGAUGCAGUGGUGGGGUAUCUGGUGAAUAGCCUUGGUCUUCGGCACCCAUCGGAGCCAACCUUGGCAGUCAUUACUGCCUUGGUGGCAUGCCGCUCGGAUGAGAACUUGAUGCAGUUGCAGUCCUUGCUUGCCACCGUUAAGUCAGUAAUGCGGACCAUGGUUUCAAGGGCUCGCAUCAGCGGCGUGCCACUGCCAGCAGGCCAGUACGUUGAAACAUUGCCAAAUCAAGUGGCGCAGUUACCGGUCGCUGUGCAAGAGGCCGUUGCGCCGUCAGGGUUUGCUGCGAUUCCUGCCUGCGUUGACUUGGACAAGAUCUUGCAGAAGGCACGCGCAAUUCCUUUGCGUUCCACACAUAGGGACGUUCAAUUGCAGCGUCAGCUUCAGCAGGGUUCUGCGGCCAUGUUUGGAAUUGGUGGAUUCCAUGGUUUGCAGAUGUUCCAGACAGCACAGAUGGCCCAAGCAGCCAUGGUAAUGGCGCAGGGAUUGGCAACGCAGAACAAUGUGCACCCACAGGACCCUGAGUUGAAGAACUUGCAGAUUUUUGGAAACCGUGCAGCUGCAGCCCCGACCGGCGCUGCAUCUGUGCGGAUGCUGAUGGAUCGUGCGACAGCACCCGCUGUGGCAAGUGUGGCAUCUUCGAGCAUUUCAGCUGUGGGUGCAGCAGCGCCCGCGGCCCCAGCUGAAGCGAUGGAGCGUGUGGAGGAGCCGGCACGUGCGGUUUCUGUUGCAGUUCCAGCCUCGGUGGAGCCGGGACCAUGGGAGCACGCCAAGGAGGUUUCGCUUGUUCCCGCAGCUGCAGACGGAGGAGAUUUGCAAGGGGCUGCUGAACCAACUGGACAAGUGGAUGUGCCGCAGCGUGUGUCGGAAGCCAUGGAUAGGCUUGCGCAAUCGUACUAUGGAAAGGGAGUGCAGGAGGCUGCUGCCGCCGAGAAAGAGGAAGGUGUGAUCAAGCGUCCAGCUGCUGCGAAGGGUCGCCCGCGCAAGCGCCCCGCUGCUGCAACCUCCUCUCUGGGCAGUGUUUCUGAGGAAACUAAGGCUGAGGAAGUGGCGGUUGGUGCCGAGAAAGGUGCCAUGAAGCGCCCGGCAGCGAACAAUCGAGUCCCUGCGAAGAUGUCCCAGCGGGGAGCAGAUGGGUCUAAUAAGAAGCCUGCGGCUGCUUCCAAGAAGGCUGCUGCUUCGCCUGCUGCUUCGCGUGGUGCUGCUAAGGGGCUGGUGACUCGCAAGCAGCAACUCAAGUGGCGACCAACACUCCUGGCUGCUGCCCUAGCUGCUGGACUCAGCGAGGAUGGGACAGUACGUUUGGCUACCAAUGACAAGUCGGUGACUUUGCAAAGUCCAACGUUGGCUGCUCUGUACGCGCCCGAGGAAGGCAGCAACACAGAGGCGCAGAGCACCCAGCCAAAGACGGAGGGGAUGGUUGGAAAUGCGGCGCCCAGCCUCUUGGCCACGGAGCCGUGGCGUGGCCGUGCAUUGGCAGCUGCAGAAGCGCUUGUCACACAGUUUGAUGAGCGCUCAGACAUUAACAUGGAAGACUGUCCGAUCUAUGAUGAGUUGAAGAACAUACAAAUGAAUGUUGCCACCGAAGAGGGCAUCGAUGCAGAGCGUGUGUCGGACAUCUUACACGCUGGGCAAGUGUUUCAGCGUGCUUUGUCUGAGGACAAGCAAGAGCUUUGUCUACGGACAAGCUGCCAGAUGGUGAUGUCGAGUUCUUCGCGGAGUAGGUCCACGAAGAGGAGUCCAGAAAGGCGCAAGUCACCGCCAGCGGCGCCGGAGAGCGCGGUGGCUGCGCCGGAACCGGAAAGGAAAGAGACGGACGCUGCAGCGGAGAAGAAGGAGAGCAAGCAGCGUCCUAUGGAGAAGCGAGCCAAGGGGAGUGGGGCUGUCGCCCACAGAAGAAAGAAAGGAGAUCCUGGGACGUGGACGUGCUCCGAGUGCCAGAGGGUGAUCCAAGAUGAUCCCAUUGCAAAACAGCAGCACUGGGAUAGUGUCUUUUGCCGGGCCACGCGUCUCUACAAGCAGCAUGGUGGAGAUUGGUGGCACUGGCGAGCCAAAGUGGAGAAGGAAGAUCGUGGGCAGGGUGGCUGGACCCUGCACGAAAAUCCAAAGCAUCGCGGCCGCGAGCGGCCUCCGGAACCCAAAGUGCCGCCCCGCGGCCACAAUAGCAAGGCCUGGGAAAGAGAAGCUUACUAUGACUGGGACUAUGUUUGCUGGCGGACGGAUCGGGAGAGGUCCAGUGUCCGGGGGUCGCAUCGAUCGCGAUCGAGGGAUCGUCGUCGAGGCAGGUCGUGCACUGUGGAUGAACGGCACAGGAGGCACAGAGAGCACGGCGAGCGCGCGCGCUCGUCAGGCCGCAACCGUGCCCGGAGCCGAGAGCCGCGCGAUGAGGCCCGCAAGCCGAAGUCGCGCAAGGCAGAGUACAAGGAAGUGGUCGAAGAGGUGCCGUUGGGUGCUCGAGGGAAGAUUGGGACUGCUCGUUCCGCAGCAGCGCCUGCUGCUGCCAAGGACGUAGCCCAGACGGCUAAAGAGCAGAAAGAGAAGGAAGCUGAGCGGGAGGAAGACGCAGGAUCGUCCGAGUACUCCUACACGUAUGAAUCUUCGUCUCGGAGCGAAGGCGCUGGAAGGGAGACUGGCCAGAAAGAAGCCACAGUGACAGCACCUGCCAAGGUCAGUGCCAAGGCUGGUGUUGGAAAGACAGGGGAAGUGGCGAAAGCAUCUGCACCGGCUGCCUCACUGGUGCCUGUUCCUGGUAGCUCUGCAAGUGCCCCUGCCACGACCCUGUCUCCGCGCCAGUCGGCGCCAAACCACCACCCUGGCACUGGCGCAGCCUCUGCGCGGCUGAGCGAUUUGUACAGUACCUUGCUGCGCACGGCCAUGGAGGUUGUGCAUGACAAGGAAUCCCAGAAAGGCAAAUAG
Cladocopium goreaui is the source of this 3185-nucleotide messenger RNA. NCBI's taxonomy places the organism in Eukaryota, Dinophyceae, Suessiales, Symbiodiniaceae. The record is from the annotation of a GenBank genome assembly.